AUGAGAAUGCAGGUGAGGGUCAGUGGUCGUCAUCAUCAUAAUCAUGCUUGUAUGCCACCAAUAUUACCAAUACCAUCAACAGCUUCGAUUUUGUAUUCUUCAUCUCUCUCUCCCUUUGUUCAAAGCAGCAGCAACAAGAUUAAUAUACAGAGAUUAUAUCCUGGUUUAAGUUGUAUUCUUAGCAAAAUCACAAAAACUAAACAUGGGAUUGUGGCAUCAAGCAAUGUGUCUGCUCCUCUUUGGGAUUCUUGGAAACCUGACAACACCCCUGCUUCUACACCUUCUUUAAGUGAUAUCUUUUGGCCCUCUGCAGGGGCAUUUGCAGCAAUGGCAAUAUUUGGAAAGAUGGACCAAAUGCUGGCGCCAAAAGGGAUUUCAAUGACAAUUGCACCGUUAGGAGCCGUUUCUGCUGUUCUCUUUCUCACUCCUUCAUCCCCUGGUGCACGGAAGUACAAUAUGUUCAUGGCUCAGAUCGGUUGUGCAGCCAUUGGUGUUAUUGCUUUCUCACUAUUUGGGCCCAAUUGGCUAUCUAGAAGUGCUGCCCUUGCUGCGUCCAUUGCUUUCAUGAUCUAUACGCGUUCCGCGCAUCCACCAGCUCGAAGUUUGAACUUCGAAGGUGUUAUCUUUACUGUUCUCAGAGGCAUUUACAGCCGUGAUAUUUCUGACUUACGCAAGUAUUCAUCAUAA
Molecule: messenger RNA, 687 nt
Organism: Dovyalis caffra
Lineage: Eukaryota; Viridiplantae; Streptophyta; Magnoliopsida; Malpighiales; Salicaceae
Source: the annotation of a GenBank genome assembly